This is a messenger RNA of Passer montanus (Eurasian tree sparrow), 1347 nucleotides long. RefSeq names its product homeobox C9 (gene HOXC9). Gene Ontology annotation, cellular component: nucleus. Gene Ontology annotation, biological process: proximal/distal pattern formation; anterior/posterior pattern specification; embryonic skeletal system morphogenesis. Lineage: Eukaryota; Metazoa; Chordata; Aves; Passeriformes; Passeridae. Gene Ontology annotation, molecular function: DNA-binding transcription factor activity, RNA polymerase II-specific; RNA polymerase II cis-regulatory region sequence-specific DNA binding. The record is from RefSeq and is a predicted model, not a curated record. Bases 164 to 940 code for a protein of 258 amino acids. The transcript is spliced from 2 exons.
GAUAUUUUUGGGUAAAUACAAUCACGUGAGGCCGGCAGCCAAUGGCGCGGUGGGAACGGCUGAAAAAAUAAUUACCUGCCCUGAUUGUUCUAUGAGCAGAUAAAAAGUACACAUACACUUCAUACAAUAAUCCGAUGAAUGUAAAAGAGGGGGCGAGCGAACCAUGUCGGCUUCGGGCCCCAUCAGCAACUACUACGUGGACUCGCUGAUCGGCCCCGACAACGAGGAGCUGCUGGCCCCGCGCUUCGGCGGCCCCGGCGCCGCUCGCCCCGCAGGACUGGUGCCGGACUGCGCCGACUUCCCCUCGUGCAGUUUCGCCCCCAAACCCGCCGUGUUCACCACCUCGUGGGCGCCCGUGCCCUCGCAGCCCUCGGUGGGCUACCCCCACCCGCACGCCGCGGGCCCCUACGCGCCGCAGGGCGAGCCCAGGUACGUGCGGACCUGGCUGGAGCCGCUGGCCGGGGCCGUGUCCUUCCCGGCCUUCGGGGCUCGGCCCUACGGCCUCAAGGCGGACGCGUUCGGGGCUCCGCGCCGCGCGGAGUGCGGCCCCGCCGACGGCCGCGCCUACGCGGAUUUCGUGUACGCGGCUCCCGGGGAGCUGCGGGAGCGAGCGGCGCAGAACAUCCCGUCCUCCCCCGAGUCCGAGGCCAUCGCUGCCGGCAAACACAAAGAAGAAAAGCACGAAUUAGACCCCAACAACCCCGUGGCAAAUUGGAUUCACGCGCGCUCCACGAGGAAGAAACGAUGCCCUUACACAAAAUAUCAGACCCUGGAACUGGAAAAAGAGUUUUUAUUCAAUAUGUACCUCACGCGGGACCGGAGGUACGAAGUGGCGCGGGUGCUGAACCUCACGGAACGCCAGGUCAAAAUCUGGUUUCAGAACAGGCGAAUGAAAAUGAAGAAAAUGAAUAAAGAGAAAAGCGAUAAGGAACAGCAAUAAUAAUAAUAAUAAUAAUUUUAAAAUUAUAAAAAUAAUAAAUUUAAAAAAAAAAAGUUUGGCGGAGAGAAACGAGGGUGGAGAGGGAAAAAGAAACAGCGAAAAAAAAAGCAGAAAAAAGGGGGAAAAAAGGGAAAAUAAUAAUAAAAAAAGGGGUGAAAUGUUUCUGACUUUGAAUGUGCGGAUGAAUGUUUAGCGGUAGAGGUUUGGGGACUCGAGGCUUUUCUAAAAUGCGACUAAAACCAGGAAAAAAAAUAAUUAAAGGUGCCCGGGGAGGGUUUGGUUUUCUCUUCCUUUCUUCCGCCUUGCUCUGCCCUCAGCAAAAGCGGCACGAGAAGUACUUGAAUUUUUAUUUUGCUCUUUUUUAUUAUUAUUAUAUUUUAUGUCCUAAAUUAAAACUUCAUCCAGUA